Ruditapes philippinarum (Manila clam) is the source of this 2905-nucleotide messenger RNA. RefSeq names its product alpha-N-acetylgalactosaminidase-like. NCBI's taxonomy places the organism in Eukaryota, Metazoa, Mollusca, Bivalvia, Venerida, Veneridae. The transcript has 8 exons. Gene Ontology annotation, molecular function: alpha-galactosidase activity. The coding region runs from base 31 to 1272 and encodes 413 amino acids. Gene Ontology annotation, biological process: oligosaccharide metabolic process; glycoside catabolic process; glycosylceramide catabolic process. Gene Ontology annotation, cellular component: cytoplasm. The record is from RefSeq and is a predicted model, not a curated record.
CAAUUUCAGAGGUAAAAUACUACAUAAGAUAUGACACUAUGGUUUGAAAUCAUCAUCCUGGUAUUAGCAUUAUCUGGGACAGAAUCUCUUGACAAUGGUCUGGCUCUUACACCACCGAUGGGCUGGAUGCAGUGGGAGAGGUUCCGCUGUAAUAUAAAUUGUACUGAUGAUCCAGACAACUGUAUAAGUGAGCGACUUUUCAAGACGAUGGCGGAUAUUAUGGUUUCCGAUGGUUACCGUGACGCUGGAUAUAAGUAUGUUGCUAUUGACGACUGCUGGAUGACAUCAGAACGAGGACCAGAUGGGAAGUUGCAACCAGACCCAGUUCGUUUUCCUAAUGGCAUGAAACAUCUAGCUGACUAUAUCCAUAGCAAAGGAUUAAAGCUGGGUAUAUAUGGAGAUAUGGGAACGUUGACAUGUAAGAAAUAUCCUGGUAGCAAGUUUUACCUAGAGCUUGAUGCCCAGACAUUUGCAUCAUGGGAAGUGGAUAUGUUGAAACUGGAUUGUUGCUAUGCCGGAAGUCUUGUCGACGUCCAGACAGGAUUUCCAGCUAUGAGUCAGUAUUUGAAUAAUACAGGAAGACCAAUACUUUACGCAUGUUGUUGGGCUGCUUGUGAAGGUUUAUACUACAAGCAUAAGCCAGACUACAAGGCUAUUGCCAAACAUUGUAACAUGUGGAGAAAUUACAAUGACCUCCAGGAUGCUUGGAAAUAUGUAUAUGCAGCCAUUGAUUUCUAUGGAAACAACACUGCUCAUUUUCAGGAGGUGGUUGGCCCUGGUGCUUGGAAUGACCCAGAUGAGUUGAUUGUCGGUGAUUUUGGUUUAAGUUACGACCAGGAGCGUGUACAGUUUGGCAUGUGGUGUAUGAUGGCCUCGCCGUUGUUUAUGUCGGUAGAUUUACGUAACAUUCGCCAGACUUCUAAUGACCUGCUUUUAAAUAAGAAUCUCUUGAGAAUACACAGUGAUGAACUGCUUGUACAAGCUUAUAGAAUAUCAAAGGACAACCUCUUUGAAGUAUGGCUCCGACCAUUACGAAGUCAGUAUUUCAGUGAUGGAAGUUACGCUGUAGCCGUUCUCAGACAUGAUGACUAUGGUAUGCCUUUCCCAUUCAAUACCACACUGCAAAGUCUGGGUAUGAAGAAUAAAGCUGGAUAUAAAGUGACAGAAGCUUUCGAUGGCAAAGAAAUGGGAAAACUCCUACCACAAGACCAAUUAAGAUUUCCAGUUAAUCCAACAGGAAUCUUUCUCGUAACAUUGACUCCUAUAAGUUGAUUGAAAUUUUAUUUAGAAUAGGAAUGAAUUUUUAUUGAAGGUCAGCUUUGGUUAGUUUGACUGAUCAAUUAUAGCAAUGAAUACACUAAUCAGAAAUCCAAAUAUCUAUAAAUAGAAAGGAAACACAUCUGUUACACUGUACAUAAAUAGGAGGGAAACAUAACUGUUACAAUGCGCAUUCUUUACAGUAAACAAAUUUACAUUUUGAUAUUUCACGAUUGUAUCAGUUUGGCUAUUUGCUUGCUUGAAAUCCCAUAGAUGAACAGCUCAGUAGUCCAAAAUCAAAACAAAAGAAAUAGAGAAUAUUGAUUGAGUGUAAGUUCAUUACUGAAUUUAUUAAACCAGUUGAAAUUAAACCAGUUGGAUAAAAAACAUGUACUCACUUAAUAAAUUCAGCAAUAAAUCUAAACAAAUAUAAUAUUAUAUUUAUCACAUAUCCCAAUAAAGACUGUUUAAAGUGCAAAAGAAUCAUUUUUAAUUGAUGCACCUUUAGUGUAAUGCAACAUUUAGCACAUCUUUACAGAAUGUUUGUAUAACCUAAAUGGCGUCAUAUCAAAAUAUAUCACGGCCGUGCAAUACCAUUUUUUACGGAGUCUGAAAAUCGGCAGGGGUAUGUGAUAAGUCCUUUAGGGAAGAGUUUAUUGGCACUUGUACAGGAUUAAAAAAGCACUUAUAAAUGGGAUAUUACUUACUAGGAAUGCCUUAUUUCCUGUACUGAAUUUUUAUUCUGAACUUGCCAUCCUAUUUGGACUGAUCUAUUUUUAAUCUAUAGGAUUUGAAAGUGUAUUUGUAAAAUAAAUACUCAGCAACAUACAGUAUAUUGUUUUACUAGAACUCAAAGUCUUUAGCUAAUGCAAAUCUUGUCUAAAUCAUUUCUGCAAUAUUAUUGCAUAGUCAAUACAUGUGUUUUAUUUUGUGCUUUUAUAUAGAUUUUGUGCAAUGUUCACAUUUCCACAGUGCUAGUUGUCUGUACAUUUUGUAUUUUGAUAAGGUAAAGAAGUUGUAUUCAUCUUGUAAGUUUUACAUAUUGUGCAAUAUACUGUUUCAUUUUAUGGUUUAUAUAUAUUUUUUAUAAUGAAAUGGAAAUACCACAUUUUAUUGAAAUCAAGUUUUUGUGAUUUUAUGUGGAAACAUAAAUUUUUACGAACUAUUUUGAGCAUUUCUUUCACAUUUGUUCAUACAAUUUUUUUAGUCAAAUUACAUAUUACACAAAUACACCUGUACUAAAAAUAUUAUGCAUUAUAGAUGGAUCAUGUUGCUGAUUCAAUAUGUACUUUAUGUUUUUUUGUUGUUCAUGGUGCUAGAUUUAUCAUAUUUUAUAUUGUUUUUCUAUUCAAAGGCUUUGAACUUGCUAGUAAACUUUUCUUUUUCAAAAACAAAAUUUUAUUCAUGCUGCAUAAUACAUAAUAAAUACUUUAACAUUCCAGUUUCAUUAUUUUUAACUCAUUUUGUAACCUUGGUGCAGUUACUGGUUAACUCCUUAUAUGAUUUAUUAGGAGUUAACCCGUUAUUGCAGUAAGGAGAUAAAUUUUAUUGAUCAUGUAUAGAGGAACAAUAUGUAUAUACCAGGUUUUAUCACUUUAAACAGAAUACUUAUAUUAUCAAUAAUCAGUUUUAUAACAGAUCUGAAUAA